CGGGUCACUUUCUUUGAUCCUAAAUUCCCAAAAUACCACAUCAUAUUCCCAAUUUCUAGCAAUUUUUGUUUCACUUCGUGAUUGUCAAUAAAUACCAUUUGCCGAUCGUUGUAUAUAUAUUUUCCUCUCAAAUUACAUUCUUAUUGUCAUAAAGAUUUAAACUUUGUGGAAAUCCUGAACUGGGUAUUGAAUCUUUUUCACUUUUAAGGCUGGGUUUUUAUCUCAAAUCUUUAGUUUUUUUUUUUUAUUUAAAAUUUUACUUUAUGAUUUUGUUUGAUUUUCAAAUGUUGUGAAGUGGGGUUUUGUUAAUUACUUGUUUAGUGUCAAUACUGUAAUAAAGUUUCGAUUUUUAUGUGAUUUCUUGAAUAUACAAUCUUCUUAGUAUCUUAUGUAUGCACAAAUCUUGUAGCCUUGGUAGGUAUUUUUUUUUGUAAAUUUCUAAGAAAAAAAAGUAGUAAAGAUUCUAAUUGAUACCACUCUUUGAUCAUGUCAAUGUCAACUAUAUCCAAUCCGGCCAUGAGCACUUUUUGAUCAUGUAGCUUUUUCAUAUAUCUAUCUUUCAAGAACUCAAAUCAGGUCUAUUUUUGAUGUUGUAACAUAAAAUGCUGAACAAAUUAAGUAUCUUUUUGGUUAAGUUUUUGUAGUAAUAAUUGUUUAAGAAAAAAAGCCAUGAGGUUUUUUAGCCUUGUGGGGAAUUCAUUUGGAUGCUCAGCAUCUGGAGAAAGACUUGUUUCAGCUGCAAGAGAUGGUGAUGUUCAAGAAGCUAAAGCUUUACUUGAAUAUAAUCCUAGACUUGCUAAAUAUUCCACUUUCGGUGUUCGGAAUUCCCCCCUUCAUUAUUCUGCAGCUCAAGGUCAUCAUGAGAUUGUUUCCCUCUUGAUUGAAUCUGGAGUUGAUAUUAAUCUUAGGAACUAUCGCGGGCAGACUGCUUUGAUGCAAGCUUGUCAAUAUGGUCAUUGGGAGGUUGUUCUGACUUUGGUUCUUUACAAGGCUAAUAUCCAUAAAGCUGAUUAUCUUAACGGAGGUACUGCGUUACAUUUGGCUGCUCUAAAUGGACAUUCACGUUGCAUCCGGAUCCUCCUUGCUGAUUAUGUCCCCAGUGUUGCUAGUUUUUAUAAGCUUGCGAAUAAUAGAUCAAGAAUUGAAGAAAUUGUAUUGGAGUUGGAUGAAGGGUCACUUCAUGAAACGAUAAAUAGACCUGCUGAUGGAGGUGUAACUGCUCUUCAUAUGGCUGCAUUAAAUGGGCAUGUAGAUAGUUUACAGUUACUUAUUGAUUUGGGUGCUUCUGUAAAUGAAGUCACUGUGGAAGACGGCACUACGAUUGACAUGAUUGGUGCGGGAAGCACACCCCUUCACUAUGCUGCUUGUGGUGGAAAUGGCCAAUGUUGUCAAAUUCUGAUAGCUAAGGGGGCUAGCCUAGCUGCCGAAAAUGCAAAAGGAUGGACCCCUUUAGAUGUUGCUCGUUCAUGGCAUAGAGACUGGCUUGAGGAAGUUUUGAUUGCACAACCACAAGAAGAGGCACCGACUCCUUCUCCUUACUUGUGCCUUCCUCUUAUGAGUGUUGUCAAGAUUGCUAGAGAGUGUGGAUGGAGUGAUGAUUCCCUUUCUGGUUGUGCUGAUCCAUGUGCUGUUUGUUUGGAAAACAAGUGUGCCAUAGCUGCAGAAGGUUGUUUUCAUGAAUUCUGCACUCGAUGUGCAUUAUAUCUUUGUUCCACAAGUAGUGCAUCGAAUGGCUCCCAAGGCCCACCGGGUUCGAUCCCCUGCCCUCUCUGCCGCCAGGGGAUUGUGUCUUUCAAAAAGCUUCCCGGCACCAGACCACUUAUUGGGAUGCCACGAACAAGCUUACCGCUAUCGUUUUUCACGUGUACUACUUUAAUUGAAGACACUGAUAGCAUUGCGCUAGAUACAACUCCGCUAUGCAAGCCUGAGUUUCCUUAUCCUCUUAGAUCUUUGAGUUGCCAAAAUUUUCCAUCAAUGAAACUAAGCUCGAGUCUUUGCAUGGGAGCUUCUGACACGACCCCAUCGUUGACCCGUACAUCGGUUGAUGGUGGUCGGUACUCUAGAUCGAGUUUUAGGCGGUCGAGUUCACAUUCAGACAGUAGAAGAUCAUGGUUAUGUUCAUUAAAUCAAUCAGCAGAAACUGCUGGUGGAUAUUGAGAAAAGGACAGAAUUAUGAACAUACAUUCUAAUUAUUGGUUUUGAAUGAAGGGUUUGAUCUUUUGGUUUUGUUUUUUUUUUUUAAUAGAAAAAAGCCGAAAUUUUUAAGUUGUAAAGAUCUUUGUUUUGAUGUCCAUAUUUGGUAUUGGUUAAAUUUCAAAAAGAGAUUACCCAUUAUGAUUGUUAUUGUUGAUAGCUACAGAUACAAUUGAGUUUAGUUUAUAAGGUUUCUUCUGGAACAGAUUUAUGUAAAGUAAUGUAUUUAUGUAUUUAUAAGGUUACAUGAUAUAUUUAUAGGCU
Messenger RNA from Erigeron canadensis, 2457 nucleotides. Its product is annotated as E3 ubiquitin-protein ligase XBAT32. Lineage: Eukaryota; Viridiplantae; Streptophyta; Magnoliopsida; Asterales; Asteraceae. Gene Ontology annotation, molecular function: protein binding; transcription cis-regulatory region binding. The record is from RefSeq and is a predicted model, not a curated record. Gene Ontology annotation, cellular component: nucleus. Gene Ontology annotation, biological process: positive regulation of transcription by RNA polymerase II. Bases 670 to 2157 code for a protein of 495 amino acids. The transcript has 10 exons.